AGGUGAUCGCUGUUGGGCGAUUCAGAAGACGAGUGAGACGAAGACGGGGCCCUUAGGGACUGGAGACCACAAGCGAGCAUGGCAGAAGAGUUCACAAACUUUAAACUGAAGAUUGGGAGCACAAUACGGAAGACGGGAAAGAGAGACGCAGGCGCAGAGCAGUACGAGACGCUCCUCUUCACCUUCAGGCCGGACUCGAUCAAAGAUCAGUCCGGCGUGCUCUGGAGAGGGUCUGCAAACCCCAGCGACAAGAAGAAGGAAGGCAACAAGGUAUACGUCAGCUUCGAGAACCAGGACGUAGCAGCGGAUGGCAAGACAAGCAGCGGGCACUACUUCGAGGGGAACAUGGUAGCAGCCAAGGACGACUGCAUCCUCAUCGUUGACGAGAGCACCGGCGAAGCUGUUCUCGAGAAAAUCUCUGGGAGCACAAGGUUGACCAAGUUGUCCAAGGUCUCACUUCCAACGAGCAAGCCUGCUCCUCUCCCCGACUCCCUCAAGAGGAUGUUCUCACAUGUGGACCAGUCGGAGCCAGCGGAUGAAAGACCAUCCAAGGCUCCGUACCAGCAGUACUACAAUCAGAACAAUGAUGAAGCAUCGUCCUCUGACUCGUCCUCUGAUUCAUCUGACGACGACGACGACGAGCCUGAGACGGCGCCUCGUCAAGGUGGAGGCAAGGGGUUGAUGGGAUCUGGUGGAGGGAAAGGAACGAUGUCGGGAGGGAAAGGAACAAUGUCAGGAGGAAAAGGGUUGAUGAAGCCUCCCGAACCUCAGUCAUCCGAGUCGAACUCCGACAGCGAUUCAGAUUCGGAUGAAGAUUCAGACCCGGAAUGA
This is a messenger RNA of Guillardia theta CCMP2712, 831 nucleotides long. RefSeq lists its product as hypothetical. The transcript is spliced from 4 exons. Lineage: Eukaryota; Cryptophyceae; Pyrenomonadales; Geminigeraceae. The record is from RefSeq and is a predicted model, not a curated record. Bases 79 to 831 code for a protein of 250 amino acids.